AUGUCUGCCACGAAAAACAGAGAUUUAGAUGAUGAAGGCGCCGGAUCUGCUGCAGGACCCAAGAAACAUCAUUUCACGCCUCUGGAAUUACAAAAGAAACAAUUGGACAGGCUGCUGGAGAAGAUCGACAAGCCCAUCCAUAUCCCAGAACGGCCCAAUCAAAAACGAACUACGAGGGAACCCAAGGAUUAUGUCAAGAAUGUUCAAGGAUCGAGUGCAGGAGCAGGAAGUGGAGAGUUCCAUGUCUAUAGAGCAGGACGUAGGCGAGAAUAUGCGCGACUGAGGAACAUGGAACUGGAGUCAAAAGAGGAACGUGAGCAACGCGAAUAUGAGGAAAAGAUUCGAGCGAAACGGACAGCGGAUGAGGAAAAGACAGACAAGAACAGAGUGAAGCGGCAGAGGCGGAAACAGAGGGCAGCAAACAACAAGAUGAGCAAGAGGAAGGGCGACACUCGAUCAAGCGACGACGAGGAACACGACCAAGAGGAUCAGGAAGAUAGGAAGCAAUCGCAACACGAAUCCGUCAGCGAAAAGCAAUAG
Messenger RNA from Gamsiella multidivaricata, 540 nucleotides. RefSeq lists its product as uncharacterized. The coding region runs from base 1 to 540 and encodes 179 amino acids. NCBI's taxonomy places the organism in Eukaryota, Fungi, Mortierellomycota, Mortierellomycetes, Mortierellales, Mortierellaceae. The transcript is spliced from 2 exons. Gene Ontology annotation, cellular component: nucleolus. Gene Ontology annotation, biological process: negative regulation of protein kinase activity. Gene Ontology annotation, molecular function: double-stranded RNA binding; protein kinase binding; protein kinase inhibitor activity. The record is from RefSeq and is a predicted model, not a curated record.